UUUUGUUUUGUGUUGUCAGAUAUCGUAAGCAUGGCUUCCAUACCGGUCAUCAACAUUCCCGACGAUGAUGAUGGUGCUUCCCCCGCUGGCCUACCAAACAUCACCGUCGACGAUGUCGAUUAUGGUCAACCUACAUCAGUGAAGGAACACACCAGGACAUCACUGACCACGGUAAAAAUAUCUCCGGAUAAUCUGUUAGUCGGAGACGGGAAACGCAGACGAUCGAUAAUCGAGAUCGAAAACACUACCGUCACCCAACAAUCGUUUGCGAUCGUACCCAAACCGCUUGAGAAAGACGGCGGACUUGUAGUUCCACCCGUAUCGCCACGGCGUAGGAUUUCAGUCGUCCAGUGGAGGGAUAUCAACGCGUCACUCUUCGAUGAUACGAUCAAGUUUGAAGAUACUGGUUUGGAAGAAGGAGUGACGAAUAAUGCCAUCAGACCCGGAUUAUGUAACAUCGAAGACACCUUCUGGAAUGGGAAGAAGGCACUGAUUCCUGAUUAUGACCUCAUGAGAAAAAUAGAUGAGAUUGCAAUCAAUGGUCCGAAAAUACCACAGACCGACAUCAAAUCUCUUGUACUGAAGCUUACGGAGACAGCUGAAGGAGAACUUCAAAAGAUCAGAAUCAUAUUUCGGUGGAUCUCAGAGAAUAUUUCGUACGAUAGUGCAUUCCUGAACACCAAUAUACGAGCCGAUCAGUCCCCGGCAGCCGUUUUGAGUUCUGGGAUAGCCUUGUGUGAAGGAUUUUCUCAGCUACUCAGCGAAAUGUCCAGGUUGGCCGGCAUUAGAUGUGAAACUAUUCUCGGAGUUUCUAAAUCAAUUGGGUUCUAUCCCGGAGCAACGGACUACCUUUAUAACCAAGGGAGGCACUCAUGGAACAGGGUACGCAUAGAAGACCAGUGGUACUACUGUGAUUCCGCUUGGGCAGCUGGGGUUUCAAAACACGAUGGAGACGGAGCAUAUAUCUUCGAACGUAGAUGGGGUGAAGGCUUCUUCCUCGCAAAUCCUGAUCAGUUUACUGCGACACACUUCCCCAUCGAAAAUGGCUCUCAUCCAGACUUAGAACCUUGGAGCAACAGCAUCCAGGUCGGCCGUGCAGCAUUUCUUUUCAAACUUAAGUGCCUUUCACAUGACAAAGGUAUCAUCAACGCCAAAGACAACAAGGUUUCAAUCAGGAUCAAGAGUGAGUAUCCCCUCAAUGCUUUCUUCAGGUUGACUCGACAGAACCAUGAUGGUGAAGAGGUUAUGAACUGCGUUCUGCACUGGUGGAAAGAUGAUGUCCUCAACUGUCGUGUUGAGUUUCAGGAACCAGGAAAGUACAUCUUUACUGCAUAUGGAACUUUGCCUCAACAAGAACACGGACCAGGCAACCACACUUUCUCCAGCAUAGUUGCAGAGUAUUAUGGAACUCGACUUAUGUCAUUCACGAUAUUAGCCGAAGGGGACAACUCUGGCACACCAUUACCCAUAGAGAACGGUGAUAUAUGGGGCAUCGAUCCACGAUGUCUCCAGAGAGGGUUCUCGGCAAUUUCCCAUCAAGAGCCGUUUGUAGAUGCUAUUGAUGGACGUGCAACAAUUAGCUUCAAGCAAGUAGGUGAUAUCAUGCCUACGUUGUCUCAUCUUUCACACACUGACAGCCCUGACGUGAAUUUGGAAGAUUACGUUUAUAUAGAGACAGUUGGACAAAGGUUGGUCUGCCACAUUUCUUGUCCAAGACCCGGUAAGUACACUUUUAUCGUGAAAAUGAAGUACGCCGACGACAAAUACCAUCAUGCCGCUUCUUAUAUGAUAUCAUCGACAAGGGAAUUCAAAGGUGGCGAUGAUGCACCUAUUACUUUUCCGAGAGGUCACAAUGGAAUAUGGGGUCCAAACGACGAGUUCUUCAAAAUGGGUUUAUCGGUGAGAGGUCCAGAUUCCUCUACAAUUCUUGCGAAGGAAGGGGAGUGUUAUUUUGUUAUACGCUGCGAUAAAUCACAAGAUAUGGAGACUAACUUGGCUCUCAAGGUUGGUGGUUCAGACAACGAACUAAGGAAUGGCCACGCAUUUGUUCAGAGUGCCAAGGGAAAAUCUACUACAACUGCUUCUAUCAGUCUCCGUCUUUCUGAAGCUGGCAUGUACGAGUUGAAACUAUUUGCAAGAUUACAUGCGGGAAUUGACAUGAGCUAUGUUGGUUCUUGGUUGGUUGUUUGCGAAAGGCCAUGUUAUAAAUCACUCUUUCCGAAAGGAGCUGUCAAGUGCGGUCCUACAGAAGAGUUUUCCAAACACGGUCUGAAAUACGACAAAGAGGCUUUGGUAGAAACCAUUGAAGGAGAAUGCGAAAUAGAGGUCACUCUAACAGAGGAGGUUUUUCUGACAUUCUCAUUAAAGAGUGGAGAUACCGAAAAGGACAUUCACCAAGGAAAGAUGUUUGGGGAAGUGAUUAAGCGUGAUGAGAAGAAAUUCGCUGUCUUCCAGUUCAGACUGCACGAGACAGGUCUGUACGCAUUCCGCCUCUUUGUUAAGAAGACUCCAAAACAGGACAAAGCUACAUAUGUAGGAAUGUGGCUCAUCGAUUGCCAUGAGAUAUCAGCAAAGGAACCAUACCCACCUCGUAGCGGACUAUGGGGUCCUAACCAAGUUUUUCGCGAAGCAGGAAUGUCCCUGGUAGACUUGGAAACCAGUCAUAUCCGACUUCCAAAAGGUGAAGGGAAACUCUGCAUCAGACAUAGCAUCAUGAGGUCUGUAAAGAAGUUAUCCUACCGGUUAUACAAAGAUGGUGAUAAAUAUGAUGCCACCCGUCUCAUAAAUGCAGAAACAAGCUGGUCAGCGACUUCUUCGGAAAUCCUUACUACGCUCCAUUUCCUUUUCAACCAGCCUGGUAUGUAUGCUUUAUUGAUCUUCGAUGGAUCGAAGCAAUCAAACGCACUUGCCGGUCACUGGCUGAUAGACUGUCAGAAGGCUACAGAUGCACCUUUGUUUCCUGAGCAUCCUGGGAUGUGGGGACCAUCCGAACACUUCUUCAAGAUGGGAAUGACCGUCAAGAACUUCGAAAGCUCGACCGUCCAGACCGAUUCGUCAGGGGAAUGUCAACUCGAAUUCUCAGGAUCUAAAGACUUUCAUGCUAACUUUCAUCUCUUUGAAGAUAAGAAAACAAACAGGCUUCCCAAGGACCACGUGUCAACGAAAUAUGCCAACAAUGUGAAAGACACGGUUCAGUGCUGUGUCAAACUGCCUCACCCCGGAUCCUACGCACUUCAGUUCUAUGCAGCGGAGAUUGGCGUCAAAACUCUCAAUAACUGUGGUAUAUGGUUGCUAACGUGGAGGAAACCAGUGUGAAUGAUCCUUGGCAUUUUUAUCGAUCAUACAUUCUUUGUGCCUAGAAUGUACAUUUCUCCUAUAUCCCCUAAUGUAUAAGCUAGCUACCGGUAUGGUCCCAAUGCCUUCAUAACUUGCGUUUCCAAGCCUACCGGUAUGGUCAUAAGGCCUUCAAAUCUUUGGAGUCCGAUUGUGUGCAAGGAGUGUCUUCUAAAUUCAUUUUGUUGAUCCGUCCAGUUGGUCUUUAGACAGUCUUAGGCGACCUUUUAUUAAAGUGUUUUAGUCUGGUUACAUGCAGUUAAGCCGUAUGUCCUUAAGAUUCCUGUGCCAGUUGGGUGUGGGGGAUGGGUUGUGCGUGUGUUUGGGCUUGUGUAUGUGUGGGCUGGGAUAAAUGAGUACAAAGAUGAUAAUUGCCUGAAACUUCUCUACAAUUGCUUCUGCAAGCAUUAAGACUUUCCGAAAAUUGUCACAAAGUGAUAAGAAUAUGGCUUUAAACCACAGAC
Molecule: messenger RNA, 3797 nt
Organism: Lytechinus variegatus (green sea urchin)
Lineage: Eukaryota; Metazoa; Echinodermata; Echinoidea; Temnopleuroida; Toxopneustidae
Exons: 4
Coding region: 31-3315 (1094 amino acids)
Source: RefSeq, a predicted model, not a curated record